UUGGUCUGAACUCAGUCACAUGGCUCCAUCUAAUGGAUUGCUUAACUACUUAAUUUAUUUUCUGGCUGCUUGUGCUGUUAGCUUGGUAAUUGGUUUCUUUGCAUUGGCGUCAGCUUUGUGGUACCUGAUUUGUAAGCGAAGAAAAGUGUUUCAAAAUUCUACCUUUAAAGCAACCAAUGAGAGAUUUAGGCAAAGACCACCAAAGGCAAAAAUUAAACCCCAUCCUGAGAGUGUAUUCAUUUCUCGAAGUUUUCAUACUGCAAGAUUCCAAUUACAGGAAGAGCAAAGAAAAAAGGAAGAAGCAUGUAUAAAAGCAAUUAAAGAUCAUCCUAAAGAUGAAUUCUGCCGUGCAACAGAAAAGGUCAUCUGUGACCCCCAAGAGAUUAACUCCGCAGCAAGCAGCAGCAGUGUUACCUUAAAUUUACCAACAUCGCCAUCAGAUUCUUAUUGCAGCCAAAGUAUACAAGCAGCCGACGAAUGGUUUUCUGAUGAUUCUCUAGCAGAAAACAACUCUCCAAACCCUUUCUUUAGGGAACCCCUAGUACAAAAAGUACUUUCAUACCUGUCAACCAUCUCAUCAGAAGAAUGUCCUUAAAAUGUAAUGAAUAUGACAAUGUAUGAUAAUCAAAAUGAUGACAGAUUAGGGAAACGUUUUCAGGAAGAAACACCAAAAUUGAAAUACAAAGCCUUCAACAUAAUAGUGAAUGACUUUUUUUUCUUUCGAAACCUUGUAUACUCUGAAAUCAGGUAAAGUUAAAACUAAACUACCAGCUUGUGAGUCUCCUAGCAGGUUCAUGCUCAUGUUGCUCUUUUUCUGCUUUAUUGUGUCGUA
This is a messenger RNA of Octodon degus (degu), 832 nucleotides long. RefSeq names its product chromosome unknown C1orf185 homolog (gene CUNH1orf185). The record is from RefSeq and is a predicted model, not a curated record. The transcript has 5 exons. Lineage: Eukaryota; Metazoa; Chordata; Mammalia; Rodentia; Octodontidae.